CUGAAGCCGAACCUGUGGCGGAUGAUGCUGAGCAGGUCGGUGACGAGCCGCGCCUGGUCGGGCUCGAGCAGCAGCCAGCACAGCGCGCAGCCCGGGCUGCCCGGCGGAGGGUGGUCGAACAGCAGCCGCAGGCGGAGCGGGCCGCAGCUGCCGGGCGCCGCCAUGUUGCGGCAGGAGGAGGAGGAGGAGGAAGAGGAGGGGAGAGGAGGGCGGAGGGGCGGUGCGGGAGCCGUUCGCGUGACAGCGGCGGGAGGAUGGCGCCGCAGCGGGCAGGGGUCGUGCUGGGGCUGGGGCUGGCGGCGCUAGCGGCAGGUGUGGUGCUGAAGCAACCCCAAGAGCCCAAAGAGCUGUGGGGAUAUGUGCAAGUCCGAAGUAAAGCCCACAUGUUCUGGUGGCUCUACUAUGCAAACAACCCAACCAAGGACUUCACGGAGCUACCUCUCAUCAUGUGGCUUCAGGGAGGUCCAGGAGCUUCAGGCUGCGGAUUUGGGAACUUUGAAGAGAUUGGUCCGUUAGACAAAGAAAUGAAACCAAGAAAUACUACCUGGUUGCAGGCAGCCAGUAUCUUGUUUGUGGAUAAUCCUGUUGGCACUGGAUUCAGUUAUGUGGAUGACUGCAGCUUGUUUGCCAAAAACCUUACCACAGUAGUCUCUGAUAUGAUGGUCUUUCUCAGAGACUUUUUCACACAUAGAACUGAAUUCCAGACCAUCCCGUUCUACAUAUUUUCUGAAUCUUAUGGAGGUAAAAUGGCUGCUGGCAUUGCCUUAGCGCUUCAUGAAGCUGUUCAAAAAGGAAGUAUAAAGUGCAAUUUUGUUGGGACUGCUCUUGGAGACUCAUGGAUUUCUCCUUUGGAUUCGGUGCUGUCUUGGGGGCCCUAUCUUUAUAGCACCUCUCUCCUUGAUGAUCAUGGUCUAGCAGAGGUGACUGCUGUUGCUAAAGAAAUAAUGGAUGCCAUAAAUAAAAAUCAAUAUGGCCUGGCCACUGAGCUCUGGAGCAAGGCUGAAGGUGUCAUUGAAGAGAACACAGACAAUGUGAACUUUUAUAACAUCAUGACUAAGGAAGUUCCAGAAAUGAACACAAAUGAACAAGAAAAUCUUCAUCUCAUUAGACUUUACCAACGCCAUGUCAAAAAUAUGCAUAAGAACAGCCUAAAUGAAUUGAUGAAUGGACCCAUCAGAAAGAAGCUAAAAAUUAUUCCUGACUGUGUGAAAUGGGGAGGUCAGUCCACAAACGUCUUUGAGAACAUGGCUGAGGACUUCAUGAAGCCUGUCGUUGACAUUGUUGAUCAGCUUUUAGCAGCCAAUGUCAAUGUUACAGUCUAUAACGGGCAGCUGGAUCUCAUUGUUGACACCAUGGGCCAGGAGGCAUGGAUUCGGAAACUGAAAUGGCCCUGUUUGGACCAGUUCAGCCAACAGAGGUGGAAGGCACUUUAUGUGUCUCCAGAAUCCACGGAUACAGCUGCUUUCCACAAAGCCUAUAAGAACUUUGCUUUCUUCUGGAUUCUUAAGGCUGGGCACAUGGUACCGUCUGAUCAAGGAGAGAUGGCACUGAAAAUGGUCAGGAUGGUGACCCAACAGAUGCACUAGGGAAGGGGAGGCCAGCUGGUAUGGCCUCCUGCUGAGCGCUGUGUUACUGCAGAAUGUGAGUCCAGAACAAAUAAGCCGCAGCAGGAACAACUGGUACUUGGACACACAGCUUCUCUGAUCUUGAUGAUGUGUGAAAGCAUUUAUGAAAAGGCAUAUUUCUCCUUGAAUGAGUUGUUUCUUUUGAAUUAGAAAGAUAUGAUUUGCUGCCUCAAUACUGUUUGUAAUGACUCUUCCAGAAGGAACUCCUCUGUCAUAAACAACUAGCAAUAAGCCUUUGCCUUUGUCUUGGAAGGAUUUUGUGCUUUUGUAAAAAAGCUGCCUUACUCCAAAUGUUCUCUUGUCUGUUCACAGACCAAGACUAAAACUGAUUUGCAUCUUGA
Messenger RNA from Anas platyrhynchos (mallard), 1966 nucleotides. RefSeq names its product serine carboxypeptidase 1 (gene SCPEP1). Gene Ontology annotation, molecular function: serine-type carboxypeptidase activity. The record is from RefSeq and is a predicted model, not a curated record. Lineage: Eukaryota; Metazoa; Chordata; Aves; Anseriformes; Anatidae. Gene Ontology annotation, biological process: proteolysis.